AUGUAUUUUCCGAUAGGCUGGCCAAAAGUUUUGGCUUCAGCUCACGCUGCUGGCACCCUUGUCCAGGUGAUUUGCAACAGAGACAAAAUUCUAUUCGCUAUAUUGUCUAUUGAGCGAUUGGAAAUUUGGUUUUGCAAGCCAUGUGUGAAAAUCACUUCAUACACAAGAUCUCCACAGAGUCUUGAUGAAAUUGGUUUUAAUCGACGUGUAGAAUGGAGGCCAGAUUCCAGUAUGUUGGUCAUAGUGACUACUAAAGGUUAUUUAAUAUUUUACAAUUUGAGUAUUAUUGGUGAUCCUGGAAGCUUGUAUCACUUAGAAGAUUCCCAUAUAUCUAGUCUAAAAAGAGAAAAUGAUGAGCUAUUUGUGAAAGAGACCAUACCAUCUUUACAUAUUAAACAAGAUAAAAUAGUUUGUGUUGAUGGUAGUGUUGAAUGUAUGGCUUGUAUUCGCGAUGAAUUAAUGGUGUCUACAUGUAAAGGACAUGUAUUGCGAUAUCACUGGAAUAGUUCCAUCAAUCGAGAUUAUUGUUUAGAUCUUCGUAGAACACCAUUUUCAAUUGAUCUACAUGUUUCUAAUGCUGUACCACUAACUAGCAAAGAUACUUUUAUUAUUGAUAUGGAAUACUCACCAUUAGUUGGAGGUUUUGGAAUUAUUUUGAAUGAUGGUCGUGCAGCAUUACUUACAGCAUCAUCUUUAAAGUUUGAUCCUAAUCAAGUACAAGGUAUUUGGGCUCCUAAUAUUGAUACUGCUACUUGUACAAGUUUGAACCACAAGUAUAGAUUGAUUGCGUACGGACUAAAAAAUUCCCAAGGUAUUGUAUUUGGUCUUGAUGAACGCACCGGUGGCUUACAAUUAUCUCAUAAACUUAUGAUUCCCAGCCAAGUAUGGCCAGGCGGAGGAUUAGGUUCUGUGAGGUGUACUCGAUGGACGCCUGAUGGCUGUGCCUUAGUAAUGGCGUGGGAGAAUGGUGGCUUCGCUGUAUGGAGUACUUUUGGAGCUUUAUUAGUUUGCUCAUUGGCAUGGAACUUUAGUGUAAACAUCGAUUUAAGCUCUAGAAAUCCUCUCAAUAUUAUUUCCAUGGAAUGGUCUAUAGAAGGCUACCAACUAUGGAUGAUUAAUGGAGCCUCAAAAGAUACACAUGAUGAUACAGUAUUACAAAUGUCAUUUUUAAAAAGUGCUCUAGCUGUCAAUCCAACUAUGAGCCAUCGUCCGCAUUUGUAUCUCCAAGGUGAAGAUAAAUUAUAUUUGAAUGUAACAUCUGGUCUUACCAAAGUGUAUAAAAUGACUCAAUCCAAUAACAAGACUAAAGACCAAUUAACUAUCACCAGUGCUUUAGUUGAAAAUAAACAAUGGAUCAUUGUUUAUGCACCUUCUCCAUAUUUAGGAACAAAUUGGCCAAUUAGAACGUCUUGUAUUGAUGAUGAUGGCAAACAUAUAGUAAUUGCUGGGCGUUGUGGUCUUGCUCAUUAUUCUUUAAUUACCCACCGCUGGAAACUAUUUGGCAAUGAAAUACAAGAAAAAGAUAUGAUAGUAACUGGUGGAGUUUUAUGGUGGCGAUGCUAUAUCAUAUGUGGAUGUUACAGUGUGCCUGUUGAUGAACAUCAAGUGCGGAUAUAUAAUGGAGAUUCUAGAUUAUCUAAUGAUCAUAUGAUUUCGUACCAAUUAACUGGACAAGCUUUAUUACUUGAUUGUUUGGGAAGCCGAUUAGCAGUAUUUUGUUCUGAUGGGAUUGUCAAUUUAUUUAAUAUUGAAAUAUCACCUAAUCACAAUAUGGCAAUAUUAGACAGAGUACAAACUAUUGAUAUGUCAGCUUUAUGUAUACAUCCUACUUGUGUGGUUUCUGUUCUACUUACAACUCUUCGCAUUGAACCAAAAAUUAAAGGUUCUACUGUUAGAGAUAAUUUUUUACUUAAUAUUAAUGGAAAUUUGUUGUUAGUAAACCAGCAAAGUUGUGAUGAUCAGUCACAAGUUAUUCCAUCUCCUAUUUUAUUGGCGUCUUGUGUAGAGAAUGCUUGGGUUUCAAGCCAAUACCGCCGUGAUAAGCCUCAUCUGACUGAAGCGCUUUGGUUAUUUUGUGGUGCUCAUGGAAUGAGAGUUUGGCUACCAUUAUUUCCAAAAAAUGGGGAUAAGUCACAUACUUUUAUGUCGAAAAGAAUUAUGUUGCCAUUUCAACUUAAAAUUUAUCCAUUAGCUAUACUUUUUGAAGAUGCUAUAUUAUUGGGUGCAGAAAAUGAUACAUUAUUAUACACAUCUGAUACCACUAGUGUUUUUUCAUUGCCAUUUUGUCAAGUAGAAAGAACGAGCCAAGUUUAUUUACAUCAAAUAUUAAGACAAUUGAUACGGCGUAACUUAGGUUUCCAUGCUUGGGAAGUAGCUAGGUGCUGUACAAAUUUACCAUAUUUUUCUCAUUCUCUAGAAUUAUUGUUACAUGAAGUUUUAGAAGAAGAAGCUACUAGCAAGGAACCAAUACCAGAUGCUCAAUUACCUAGUGUUAUAGAAUUUAUACAAGAAUUUCCAAAUCUUUAUUUAGAAACUGUUGUUCAGUGUGCUCGUAAAACUGAAAUUGCAUUAUGGCCUUAUUUAUUUUCUGCUGCUGGUAAACCUAAAGAUCUAUUUCAAGAAUGUCUAAAACGACAAAAUUUAAAUACUGCUGCUUCAUAUCUUAUAAUACUCCAGAAUUUAGAAUCAUCUUCGGUCAGUUGUAAAUAUGCUACUUUGUUAUUGGAUUCAGCAUUAGAUAGUUGCCAAUGGGAUUUAUCUAAAGACCUUGUAAGAUUUUUGAAAGCAAUUGAUCCAAAUGAUGCAGAUUCUCCAAGAACAUCAUGCAUUUUUCCGGCAAAAUAUAGUAUGAUAGGACAAGCAAGUACAGUGAACCCAAACGAGGAAGACUUAUCAUUUUUAAUGGGAAACAUUCAGGUAAGAGGAAGAAGUAUUAGUACCAGUACUACACCUAAAAUAGAUAUGAGUUCUACUUUUGUAAGAACUGAUAGUAGAACAGAGCAAAAUAGUUCACAAAGAAAAAGGUCUGUACUUUCAAAUGGAAAAUCAGAAAAUGGAAAGGAUACAGCUACUUGUAAUUCCAUUCUUGAAGAAUUCUUCACUGACACAAUUCUUCAAAAACAUGCUGCUAAAUUAUUAUCUAACUACAAGCUAAGAGCACUUGGAUAUUUUGCUGCUCGAUUAGACUUUCAUUUAGUUGAAUGGUUAGCAAAAGAACGGAAUGGAGCAGCUCGAAUUGAUAACUAUAUAGUGGCUUUGCGAAGUCUUUAUACUGAUUUUUCUAUAUCAAGACCACUAACUCCUAUUCAGAAACGUUCUCCACCUCCAUCGGGUAUGUUGUUUAAUAUUGAUAAACCUAAAUGGGUAGAUGGUGGUAGUGCUGUUGGAGAUAGUGGUUAUAUGAGUUGUCAAGAUGUUCCUCAAGUUUCUUCACAAUAUCCACAAGAUGGAUUCCUUACAGGGAUUGAUGAAGCUAGUACUAUUAGUGAAUCUGAAGAUGCUCUGUUAUGGAAUGAAGAAAGAACACAGGCUAAUAUUGAUAACUGGAAUAUUAUUCCUAAUGCACAUAUGUUAGAACAACUUUCCAGUGAACAUUUAUCACAAGACACUUCAAAAGCUGAAGUUCAACUUAGAUAUUUGUUGCAAUUAUUAUUUGAAGCUGGCUGUUUGGAGUGGAGUUUUAUUGUAUCAGUAUUUCUUCGUGAUGCUUUAGCUGUACAGAGACUUAUAUCUAUCGCCAGGUCACCGGAACAUAGUUAUGAUUCUGUAUCUAGGUUGAAACAAGCAUUUAUUUUACUGUACCAAUGGAGUUGCAAUGAAUGCUUUGGUUAUCGACCUUUCAUGUCUACGUGUCAAGCACAAUUAGGUGUAUUAAAUCGAAUCAUAACAUCUAAACAGCCAGCACCUACUGUUACUCCACAAGCAUCUUCUUCUUCACUGACCAGCGUUCUGACACAAUCAUCUAGAUCACGAUCAGCAAGUGAAGGUACUGGUGGUAGUCAUACCACAUCAGAAAUGACUGAUCAUAGUAUACAAACAGAUUGUCAUCCAGUUAUUGCACUAGAUUCUAGUUGUGAUGAAAUACAAGACAAUACAACUAAUUUUGAUACAGCAUCUGUAGUAAGCUUGCAAUCACCUACUAGCUGUUUACUUUCUUGAGCAUUUUGGCUGGACGUAAAGCUGACAAAUAUUUUUUUAAAUAAUUUUGAGUUUUUUACCAAGUAAAACUUAAUUGUUUAUUUAAAUUAAUUUAUAAGCUAAGAUAAAAAAUGAUUAUUUGAAUAUUAAAACUGUAGGUAGCAUACAAACKAGUACGCAUUGCAAAAACAUUCAGUGCUUUACUAUUUAUUUAAAUAUUAAGUUUAAUAACAAAUCAUGAAUUUCAGUAAUACCAUCGUAAUUAUAAAUACAGCAUUCCAUAAUUAACAUUUUUGAAUUAUGUAUUUAAAAUUAAAUUAUAUUAUUUAAA
Messenger RNA from Diuraphis noxia (Russian wheat aphid), 4468 nucleotides. It is a transcript of the gene Rich, whose product is annotated as Guanine nucleotide exchange factor subunit Rich. Gene Ontology annotation, molecular function: protein binding. NCBI's taxonomy places the organism in Eukaryota, Metazoa, Arthropoda, Insecta, Hemiptera, Aphididae. Gene Ontology annotation, cellular component: Ric1-Rgp1 guanyl-nucleotide exchange factor complex; cytosol; Golgi membrane. Gene Ontology annotation, biological process: retrograde transport, endosome to Golgi; intracellular protein transport. The record is from RefSeq and is a predicted model, not a curated record.